Molecule: messenger RNA, 546 nt
Organism: Puccinia triticina
Lineage: Eukaryota; Fungi; Basidiomycota; Pucciniomycetes; Pucciniales; Pucciniaceae
Exons: 2
Coding region: 1-546 (181 amino acids)
Source: RefSeq, a predicted model, not a curated record
AUGCCACACACCAAGAAGAUCAACCCAACUCGGGCACUUGACCCAGCUGCAGAAAUUCAGGAGGCCAACCAAACCAACAACGACGAAAGCAGCUAUGUUGACCCGGCCAGGGCGCCAUCACCACCGGCAAUAGAGAACCUGGCUUCCGAGCAGGUUUGCCCACCAAAGAUGGCAUGGGCCCCAUAUGCGGGGAUUGCCCAUGUCCCCAAUGAGAUCAUACAUGGGGAGAACAACAUGAUCGGCGGCGCUGGUAGCCAGUUUAGUGAGGAAAUUUCCGACUUGGACUAUAGCCCAUCGGAAGCUCGGUCUGUCCUACUCUCCGACUUGGACUCUGACAAUGAAGCUGAUGGUGAAGGGUGGGAGAUGGAUCCUGGUGAUCUACGAGCUAUGGUUGAAGCAGUUGUGCCUUCACUCAAAGAAAAUCCACCUCAAGGCUUGCCAGAUGCGCCACCGGCCCGAAAGCAUUGGCAGACUGAUAAAUCAUGGUGGCCUUUCUGUUCCAAACAGGUGAGCUUGCGUGCUUUUUUCAAGAUUGAUGGUAACUGA